Ceutorhynchus assimilis (cabbage seed weevil) is the source of this 672-nucleotide messenger RNA. The record is from the annotation of a GenBank genome assembly. NCBI's taxonomy places the organism in Eukaryota, Metazoa, Arthropoda, Insecta, Coleoptera, Curculionidae.
AUGAAAGUGGCAGAAAGAUCUACCAUUUUGAGAAGAAACCACCCAGGAACCUCAGCAAAAGAUUUCUGUCAUUGGCCAGAUGAAGCUUUUGAAGAAAUGGACAGUACCCUAGCAGUACAACAAUAUAUCCAACAGCUUAUCCGUAAAGAUCCAACCAACAUUGACCUAAUCUUAACCAUACCAGAAAGUCACGACGAAGGUGUUUGGAAAUAUGAGCAUUUAAGGCAAUUUUGCUUGGAACUGAAUAACUUGGCAGUAAAACUACAAGGUGAAUGUUAUCCAGAUAGUUGCACACAAAUGACUGCCACUGAACAAUGGAUAUUCCUUUGUGCAGCCCAUAAAACUCCAAAAGAAUGUGCUGCCAUUGAUUAUAGUAGACACACUUUGGAUGGGGCAGCUUGUUUGUUGAAUAGUAACAAGUAUUUCCCUAGCCGAGUCAGUAUUAAGGAAUCAUCUGUGGCCAAAUUGGGUUCGGUUUGUAGAAGAGUCUACAGAAUUUUUUCACAUGCCUACUUUCAUCACAGGCAAAUAUUCGAUGAAUUUGAAACAGAAACUUGCUUGUGUAAAAGAUUUACUCAAUUUGUUCUCAAAUAUAAUCUGAUGUCCAAGGAUAAUUUGAUUGUGCCUAUUUUGGAGGAGGAAGAAGGUGCCACUGGUGAAUCGGAAGCCUAA